Symbiodinium sp. CCMP2592 is the source of this 3291-nucleotide messenger RNA. The record is from the annotation of a GenBank genome assembly. NCBI's taxonomy places the organism in Eukaryota, Dinophyceae, Suessiales, Symbiodiniaceae.
AUGUUUCACGAGCAAGACGUCAACGAGCUGCAGCCCUGGACUUCCUCUAGAUCUGUGCCAUGGGAUGCUCACGGCCGUUGCUACAGGGCUUCGACAGAAUCCGACAUGGCGGACCUGGAGGACAUCGACAACUUAGACGGCUCGCCUAAGGCAGAGUACGUGGACAUGGCUGCUAGACACUCCUGGCAAGACCUGGAACUGAGUUAUGUCAAGAAUCCGGCAGCUUCUUCCAAUGCAAACUCGGUGAGGGUUCCGCUGGUGGACUCGCAGCCACAGGAGGAGGUCAUCGACCUCAGCCACACAUGCUACAACCUGAUCUUCGUCAGUGGGAGGGCGAGUGUGCUUGCUCCCAUGCUCGCAGUCGCUGUCGGGCAAUUCGGCAUGCUUUGGAUCGUGGGCUGGACAUCUCCCGAGUACUUCUUCGAGAGUGGUCAGUGGGUAGUUCCGAUAUCGGACUACUGGUCUGUGAAUGCGAUGAAGUGCUUGUCCAUGCUCCUCACCCUCUUCAGAGUCAGUGGGGAGUUUAAGGAUGCUGCCAAGCUCUACCGCGUUCUCGCACACCGGCCAGCUGUCCAAAUGACCAUGCAGCAGCGAUUCCUGGGCUUCGGUGCGUUCAUCCUGCAAUACCUCGUGGCUGUGGUUGUGCUGCUGAUGGCAAUUCAACUGAUUCUGGCUAGCACGACGCCCAUUGCCACCAUCGGCAAAUUGUGGGUUGUUUUCACGACACUGGACUUCGACAACUACCUUUGCAACUUUAUCCUCUUCAUCUUUGACUGCGAGCAUGCUUUCACUUGGCAGGCAAGGCUCCAGCGCCGCUCGGCGCGACGGCUGGGCGGCGAACCCCUCAGGACCUGGCUCCUGAUCUACUGGGCUCCCGUCGGCGUAGCGCUCGCUUGCGUCUGUGUGUCGGUUUACUUCAACAUUUGCCCCCUGACGGCCGUGCAUUACGGAGCUGUCAGGAAUCAGGAGCCUGUGCUGAUGCUCACCUCGAACAUGGGCCUCCCUCAGAGCUGCUGCGCACCUCAGGUGAUCGUUCCGGAGUCAGAUUCUCUGGCACUGGACCAGUCUGCUGGGGUGCAGGUUAGUGUGCCCUGCGUGAGUCCGGGCGAAGUUGGAACAGGCAGCCGCCGGCCACCUCGACUCUACUACGUAGUCGUUCCAGAUGGGCGCCCGAGUCCUUCCAGCCUCCAGGUCAUGGAAGGCCGUGGUGGUGAUGGCAACCGUGGGCUUCGAUACGGUCAUGCGGAGGCAACACCCUUGCAGAUGCGCUGGUGGCUCACCAGCCACGGCUUCGCCCCAGCCGUCUACGAGGCCAUGCGGAAAAGCGGUGCCGGCGGCCUCGGGCUGUACCAGAACACCUUCCCAAACCUUGCAGAGUGGACCAUUGGCGACUUUCCAUGGAUGGCCAGGGCUCGCAUUUUCGUCACUGCGGUGAAUCAAGACACCGGCGCGCUCAGCCCGUCACCGGUGCAGUCGGCUGUGAUCAUGCGCAAAGUCUGCUCCGCCCACUGCCUCAGGUGCGACUCCGAAGGAGCGUGCCUGGCCUGUGACAGUGGCUACGUGCUGGAAGAGCGCGAGCAAGACGAACACCAGGCGCCUGCGACAGGGCGCAAGUUCCGGGUUUGCCUGCCCUGUGGUGAAGGAUGUGCACAGUGCCACAAGUCAGGCCCUGGGCGAUGCGAUGAAGGGAAAUGCGUUCUAGGGCGUGGGCUUUCCUUGACCGGCCAGUGUCUUCCAUGUGCUGGAAGUAUCUGCUCGGGCUGCGACGAGGAGGCCACAAGCCUGGGUCGUUCUGCCGACGACAGUGUUGCAACUCCAACAGAGCUUCCAUGUCGUCGCUGCCCCGCCACCUUCGGCCUCACGAAAGACCGCCGAAGUUGCGAGCCAUGUCAAGUUCGCGGCUGCCGGCGAUGCGAUGCACUCCUGGACUUCUGCCAGGAAUGCGUGGAAGGCUCGACACUCAAGAACAGGAGCGAUGGCACCAGAAUUGUACAGGACUGCCUGAGCUGCGCCGAUCACUGUUCCAGGUGCGAGCUGCUGGGAGAAGGCCGCUGUGAUCCAGAGCGCUGCGACCAGGGCUUCAGCCUGACACCCACAGGAGUGUGCGCCCCCUGCUCCAUGCACUGCUCCAACUGCAGCAAAGCUGGACCGGGUCACUGCGACUCAGGAAGCUGCCGAGCUGGCUAUGGCUUGCAAGGAGGCACGGACUGCUCAAAGUGCCAAGUCGAAGGCUGUGACGUUUGCGACCUAUCCCUGGGUCGCUGUGACGUCUGCCGCGAGGGCUUCGGAUUAACACCGGAUCGCAGCUGCGAGGCCUGCGCGACCGCCUGCAAACGUUGCACAGGGGCAGGUGUCUCUCCAGGCUGCGCAGAAUGCGUUCCAGGAUUUGGGCUGGACGCGGGACAAUGCUUGGCUUGCGCAGAUCAGUGUGAGCGCUGUGCGGUCCGUGGCCCUGGUUUCUGCGACGAGGUGGCCACCCUCCUCACGUCGCGGAGGACAUGGCCAAGAAAGCAAAGCGCGUUACCUUCUCACCGGUCGUGGAAGUGUACGCGAUCGAAGGCCGACGCCCGCUUCAGCAUUUUGUCGCUUGCAACGGCGUCCAGAUGUCGUCGCUGCCAUACCAGCGUUGGUAGAAGCUGCCAUGGCCUGCAAGGAGGCAGACAAGUGCAGUUUCUAUGUUAUGUCGGGGCACGGACUGCUCAAAGUGGCAAGUCGGCUGCUGUGACGUCUGCGACCAAUCCCUGGGUCGCUGUGACGUUACGGUGCGAGGCCUGCGCGACCGACUGCAAAACGCGGCAGGUCCCGCAGGCUACGCAGAAUGCGUUUCAGGAUUUGGGCUGGACGCGGGACAAUGCUUGGCUUGCGCAGAUCAGUGUGAGCGCUGUGCGGUCCGUGGCCCUGGUUUCUGCGACGAGGACUCUUGCAGUGUUGGCUGGGUUGUUCGAAAUGUCAGCGGCUGCACCUCCUGCGUGCACCCUCCUCCACCUCCAUGAGACAGCGAAUCACAACACGAUGAAGCAACUAAAGUUGCGACGGAAGCUGCUGCAACUCUUGAAGUUCGAGGUGGCAGAUCUGUUCUUGGAAGUGUAUGCAGAGAACGAGCACGGGAACCUCACAGUUGACAGGUUGUCAGUGUCUGCGAGUCAAGGCCAGGUUCAGUAUUUGCCUGGGAAAAGCACUCCGAGUUUACCUCCUUGUCCGAUCUCAAGGGAUGAGGCCUCCCCCAAGCAGAACUGCAAGACUACGAACGCUGCCAAGGGCGGCAAGUGUGAGCGGAAGAAGAUGCCAUAG